ACAUCUUUACUCUCUGCGUGGCUGGGUUCUACUUGGUAAGUUUCAGCUGUUAGUUUAUCACUUACCAUAAUUUAAUAUGGUCAUGAAGAACGCAGCUCGUGACGGCGUGUAUAAAGUUCAACCAAUUUCGUUUUAUGAAUUCUGUUUAAUCGCUUCUAAAUUUACUGAAUAAUAGAUCUACUCGACCGAACUAUGUCGCCUGCUUUCGCUUUUGUGAAUGCCAAACAUGGAAGUAUUGUCGAAAUCAAAUUAUCUUGGUUGAAGCUCGCUUAUUUCCUGGGUGACCUGAAACAAACUGAUGUUUUGGUUUCGUUCAGAAGGUGUAAUCUUUUUACUUCUUUUGAAGCUUAUAGAUCGUAAGAAUAGCUACAAAAGCUAAUUCUCAACUUUCGCUCUCGAGAUAAGCGGCGUUGGCUAAUGGGCUUGUUUGAAGAUGGCAAUGCAAACAGUCAGAUAAGGGUUUACUCUAUUCGUGAUCUUUGUAUUAUUUCUAAUACUUUAUUACUUUUCUUAGAGCACGUAAAUUGUUGUACUGGUGUUGAUUUUCUACUGUUAUAAUAACAAUGAUAAAGAGGUUUCGGUUUUUGUAGAGAGUGAAAGUUUGUCCGAAAGCAGAUUCCUUUUAGUCUUCACUGGUUGCUUUAUAAUUGUAUUGCUACAUGGAAGAGAAUCGCCGAAGACGUCAAUUCACGAGAUCAAGUUUCUCGCAGCCAAUAUGUUAAAGAACAACAACUCGCGGUCAAAGGUGGUUGUGUCAUAGGACCUGGCAACGAAGUGUUACUUCAACGUGUGUGGUUUUCGGUUAGACUACUGGUAUCGCACGGCCGCAAACGUGAAUGUUACGUGCAAGCCGAAGGAGGCGAGUUCACACGCUGUAUAGUUCCCCUUCAGAAUCAACUUCCUUAGCUCCCUCUCUCGAGUAAUCUACUUGACAAAACGAAUAAGCCAAGGACUGCCAGCAGUCUACUUUUUUUUUUUCUCUGUGAGCAGCUCUAAAUAUGAAAAUUAAAACGUCUUAGAUGGCGAUGACGACAAAUGUUAAACUGCGUGGUCAACUAGUUAAUUACGCGAAGGCCUUACGUAAUUAUAUUAAAAGCCACACGGAAAUACCUCGUCAUGCUUCCACGGCAACGGCUUCUCUUCAAGCAGCUGCUAAUUUGUUGGUUUAUUCUUUCUCUCCUGUUUUAAUUCUUGUUAAUCUCUUUUAUUUUUGUCCCUCUUAGGAUCAUUUUUUACAUCAGUCCAACCAUGAUUUGUGUUGUUGUUGUUGUUGUUGUUGUUGUUGUUGUUCUUUCAGUUAAAAAUGAUAAUUUAUUGCUGUAAAUGCCAGGAAUAAUUGCUUUUGAUGGGUUAUCUAUUUUUAUUUCAUUAAUUGUUCCUUUAGGAAGUUCUACUUGAGUCGAUUAGCGUUUUCGUCUUCUCCUGAAAUGGUUUAGUUUUGACAGGUAGGGAAAUAGAACAUACCGUAUGUAGUAACACUUGAAGCGUAAGGACAGUGUGCUCUUUUGACAAGUUUUAAAACUGAUGUUACAUCGAACUAUUAUACAAAGUAUUUCCAAACUGUAAUAUUUGGCCAUAUACAACAUAUAUUUUGAUGAAUGUCAAAUAUGUGGAAAUUUAACUACUUUUAACUGAGCUAAGAACAAAAAGGCGGGCUGUAGUUAUUUGUGGCUCAUGCAGUCCGAUACUGUUUUUACGUCAACAAUAUCGUCUCGAGUUAGUUGCCUUUGAGACCAUUUCCCGUGACGUCACAUCAUCUGGGUCCCAAUCAGGGGUAGCCUGGGGCAGGAACGCGUGACGAACCCCCUAGGAACGUCUACGUGGGAGGCUAAAUCAGGGGCUGCCCCAACGACGGUUUCCUCCUAAAGUCAAUGAAAACACUUUUUAGAUCUCUAGAACUGCAUUCUAAGCGGCGCUAUAAAAUUGUUAUCUGUUUAUUACUUCAGUCUUCUCAAAAUUACAAGGCCUUAAGUAUCAUUUUUUUUCCUGAAAAUUUUAGGUGCAAAUUGACGUAUACGAAAGUAAGACAUUUUCUGUUUCAAAUCUCCAUCGCAUUUUUGAAUCCAAAAAUUUGCCGGUUUCCUUUUUACUACAAAAAAAGAAAAAAGCCUAACUUGGGAAGGUAAAUGUGAAAACUGUAAUAUUUGGCCAUAUACAACAUAUAUUUGGAUGAAUGUCAAAUAUGGGAAUAUAACUACUUUUAACUGAGCUAAGAACAAAAAGGCGGGUUGUAGUUAUUUGUAGCUCAUGCAGUCCGAUACUUUUUUUACGUCAACAAUAUCGUCUCGAGUUAGUUGACGUUCAGACCGUUUCCGUCACAUUGUCUGGGUCCCAAUUAGACCCCUAGGAACGUCUGCGUGGGAGGCUACAUCAGGGGCUGACCCAACGACGGUUUCCUCCUGAAGACAUUGAAAACACUUUUUAGGCUACCAGAGUAGUUUCAGAUCUCUAGAAUUGCAUUCUAAGUUGCGCUAUAAAAUUGUUAUCUGUUCGUUUCUUCAAGGAAAACCUGAGUCUUUUUAAAAUUACAAGGCCUUGAUUAUUUUCGCGAAAAUUUUAGGUGCAAAUUGACUUAUGCGAAAGUGAGACAUUUUCUGAUUCAAAUCUCCGUCCCAUUUUUGACGUCGCAUUUUUUAAUCCAAAAAUUUAUCGGUUUCUUUUUUUCUGCAAAACUAACUUAGGAAGUUAAAUGUGAAAAUCAAACUUCAGGAAAUUUUAGGGAAUAUAUAUUAGAUAAGCUUCCCAAAUUGUACAUGAAUGGAACGGUCGUCUAGAAACUGUUAGCCGUCCUCAAGUAAUGGAAAUUCUAGGCAAUAUUUGGUUCUCCGAACAGAUAUUUUACAGAAAACAGGCUGUGGGUGCCCCUGAACAAUACGACAGAGCCGAUUACGUAGCCUGCGUAGCAAUCGUUUCCAAUUGAGUUAUGGCGCGAAAGUUAGAGCGGGAGCAAAAAAAAGAAAAAAGGUGGAAGGGGGAGGGGGGAGGAAGAAGAGGAAACGCUUGCCCGCAAACCCCACGAUCCUGGAAAACGCCCCUUGAUAUUUCACGGUUCGGUUCAUUUGUAAAUUGACAGCUCGUCAAAAUAAAAGAAUAACGAAAAGAUUACCCCUGGAUUACCAGAUUUGUAAAAUUACUUUGUUCUCUAAUAGAACACGUUCCAGGCGAUUGCAAAAACUUUAGUAAAAAAGGUUUACGAUAAAAGAAGGUUAAAACUCUGAGCGAUUGCUGCGAAAUUUCUUGCUUUUUAUUGUGUGGCUUUAUCUCUCUGAAACCUUGUCGAAACGUCAAAAAUGAUUUGCCCGGAACAAUUCACUCCGCCUGGUAUAAGUUUUGUAGAGCGGCUGCUCUUCAGCCCGUGUCGAAACGUUCUCUACAAUACAUGCCAAUAAAAUUUCCAAUAAACAAACAGAAUCUUUUUAUUUCAAAAAGCUGACAAAUCGCUUGUCCAUGGCGGCUUUAGCUAGUGUCGAGUACCGAUGUUCUGAUUUACGUUGCUGUUAUCUCCAACAAACAGUCCAUUUUUUCCAGUCAGAUCCGCACGCGGUCGUUCCCAAUAUAUUGGCCUUCCCUAGUCUCCACUGCUCGAUCUCCCAUUAUACUUUAAAGGCUCUGAUCUCAUAAAGCUCCGCACAAACACGAUUCAAAUCAGUCCAAAGCAAUUGUAAUCUGCGACCACAAAUCAGAUAAGACCAGAUCUGUGACGCAAGUAAACAAAGCAUACCUGGUUUGAUUGAUGUUUCGAGUGCUAAGUAAUCAACACUACCAGCACCGCACCAAUCAGAAGCUGCGUUCGUGGGCGAACGCAGUUUUUCAAAAUCGUGGGGUUUGCGGGCUAGACUGCGAGCAGUCUCUCUUUUUCUUCAGAUUUAGUGAGAGCAAUGCACGCGCGCGGGAGCGGCGAAGCCGCGAGACGCGCGAACGAGUCGCGCGCGUGGCCAUUUACGUGUCUUGCGUUUUGCUCGACGGACUACAGAAAAAAGAGAGACUGCUCGUAGUCUAUUUGCGGGCAAGCGUUUCCUUCUUUCCCCUCUCCCUCCCCUGUCAUUCCUUUCUUUUUUGUUCUCGUCCCAACUUUUCUCGACAAACUCACGCGGAAACACUUGCUACGCAGGCUACCGAUUACGAUGGACCCAAACUAUUCGUGGGUGGUUAAUUUCUUUUCUUGUGUAAACGCUUUUUUCUUCCAAUAAAUUUUCAUAGCCACUGGCCACGUGAGUGAAAUGCUUUUUUCACAGGAGCGAAGGAGGACGGUGACUAUGUGAACUUCUUUUCUUCAAUUCUUUUCUCGGUUGUAUCAGUCCAGGUUCUUACGGCUUACCGAUAACAUCCUCCUCGAAUAAAUCCUUUUUCUUUUCUUUCACAAAAAACUGACGAGGAAAAUGGGUAUCGAGGAACAAGAUUAUGAGGAAUGUUCAAUAUUUUUUCAUUAUUUUUUUUUAGGUUUAACCGUGACCUGAUCGUGUGAUUUCUAUGGAGUUUUGCUGGUUUGCAAUCUGUACCCUGUUGGCGUUCAUACCAUGGAUAUCAGCAGAAGAAAAGCUGUUGUAUCAAACACCAAAUGGGAAUCAUUGGGGAGGCUGGGAGGUUAUCACUGAUGGAUUAUCUUCUUUGAAUGUAAUUAAAGUAGUCCUUUUGUUAUUUUACUCAGUAUCCAUAAUAUAAGCAUCCCAUUUGUCAAAGAGCAGCUUUCUUAUGGUGGUCAUGCAGGGUGCAUCAUAGCGGAGCUCUCGCGCGCGAAGCACGCAGCGGGGCACCAUGGGUAAGAAAAUGUGGAAUACUACCCAUCCGAGAAAAUUUGGUAAUCACGUGACCGUACACCGACCGACCGCCCGACCGCCCGUCCGUCUGCACCACAUGCAUACCAAUGUUAAAUAAUUCAAUCAACAGGUAUGGCAACCCAAAUGCAAGUCAAGGUUUUAUUUGGAAAAAAAUCGCAUUGGCGCCCGGACUUUUAGAAAGAAAAAACAACAAUAAAUUCGUGUCUUUUUCGACAUUAUUUUUUAUGUUUACGCUCACGUGGAUAACAGAGAAAGAGCUAGAGCGAGUGAUUAAAAACAAAAGAGACGAAUUGUGUAGGGAGAAAAACAUGAAAAUUCAAAGCGGCGGUAAGACAAUGAGAAAUGCUAGUGGCCAGCAAGGUGAAAAUGAACGGCAGUGAAAAAUAAAAGCGAUCAUGAACACGGGAGACAAAAUUGGGUAAGCAGAUGCGACAAUUCCUCUAUAAAAAUAAUGUGUAACGAGGACGUUUGACGUUCUAGUCCUACAAAACAGCUUUGUAGUUGUGCAAGACAACAGCAAAGUAAGACAAAAAGCGUGCUGCACGUGCAAGUUUGUUUGUUUACUAAUUAGAUCUAUUGAUCUUGAUGCCAUUUUUAUUGCCGUCCCCGUUUAGCAUUACACGAUUUAAUUUUUUUCCUUUAUAAGCAUUAUUAACCAGAGCUUCGCUUUUAGCCCUGGCUAAAUCUAUAUAUUAUAUAGUUACCCUUCCUCACUCUCAAAGGACACCCCCGUAAGUCGGGCACCUGUCUUAAAGUACAACGGACUCUUAAGACCAUGUUUACAUGGAGUGGGGGACCCCGGUCUAGUGAGGUAGGUUUCUUUUGUUUUGUGUUCUCCAGAGCGUGAAAACAAAAGAAACCAACCCCACUAGACCGGGGUCCCCCACUCCGUGCAAAUAGGCCCUAAGUGAUGUUUUCUACAACCCCUAUGCCCGUGUUAUUUUACACUCAUUUGUGUUCUGAACUUCUAAUUUGCAUGUGCUGGACACCAUACUUUUGUUGUUUAUCAGUAAGCAAUUGACUUUUCGUACCUUAGUAUUAAAGUAUAUAUUUUUUUUUUAUCCGCUGACUAACAAGUUUGUCUCUUUCUUUGUUUAUUUUUAGUGGGAUUACAAACCAGUGUCCAAUCAUUUUACAUUGUGUAAUUCGUUUCUCCAAGAACAGAAAAAUUGGUUACGAAGUCCACUUAUUGAUGUUCACAGCAUUCAUCGAGUGACCGUUUCCGUCAAAUACACAAUAAAUCCCUUUUGUUCCAGUCAACCAUCCAACAGGUUUUGUACCGACAAUAUUGGAGUCUUUGUAUGGGAAUCCGAAUUAAAGGUCACAACUGAUUUGAUACCGGACCCCCUGACCAGCAACAGUUCUUACAGACAAAUUGCUACUAUCCGCCGUCCGGCUAGCGACCAGACCAUCUCUUUAGCACUUCAGCUAACAAAGGGAUAUAUUGUUCUUGGAUUUCUCGAUCAAGGUGGCUGCAAAAUUUUGUUUUCCGUCAGGAUUACUUAUAACGUUUGUCCCAGUACAACGCUCUCUAACAGUUUGGUCGAUUUACGGGAAACUGUAGCUCCACCAAGUGUCUUUGAGUCCAUCCUAGUGGAAGGAACAUGUGCUGAAAACUCUUUCCAUAUUCAGGGAAGUUUGAAUGUUACGUGUGAAAGCAGUGGUCAGUGGAAUGUCAGUCAGUUUGAAGGGAAAUGCGUCUGCAAGGAAGACAUGGAAAAUGUUGGAGGGACAUGUACAGGUAUGUUUAGAAAUCAAUACGAUCAUUAUAAUCCUCUUCAAGGCUGGUUUUACCUACUACUAGUAGAGUGGAAAGAUGCUUGUUAGUGACAUUUUUAUCACCAAUAUGCCAAUAUUCAUGGAUCGGUUUUUUUACUAUGGAUAAAUAAGCAUAAUUUAAAAACAAGGAAAAUGUUGGAGGGACAUGUACAGGUAUGGCAAGAUAUCGAUAUGGUAAAAAACUUCCUUUCAGAUUGGUCUUACCUGCUAGUUACUUGUGAUAGCGGGUAGUUAUAGGAUGACAGACAUAUCUUACCCUGCUUCGUAGACGUAAUCUAACUCCGGUUAGUAACGGAGAAUCGUUUCAAAUUUCCCUUCAAGCUGAUUGUAGAGGCUAGUCAUGUAAGGCGCGUACCCAAAUCCUGGUUCCACAGCUGGGGGCCCAGAACGAGAAUUUCGGCCCUGUUUCGCGGACAUACUUAACUAGAAGUUUAGUUCCGUCUUUGGCGAAGGCUAGGCAUAUGCUAGUUAAUGAUAUUUUUACCACCAAUAUUCAUUGGUGUUUCAUGGAAAUUUGAGCAUGCCUUCAAAAUUGAAGCUUUUGCGCUCUUAAAUUUAAAGCGGUCCUCGUUUGGACUUUUUAGUGGACAAGGAUAUCGGAGGGAAAAAAGUAAUGGCUCAUUCUAUUCCAACUGUGUAAAUGCCCGACAAAUGCCUGGAGGGAGUUGCGGGGGGCGGGGGAGGGGGGUGAGGGGAAGUUAUGGGCACGCCCGAGCCAUAGACUUAAAAAGAGGUAUAAGCUCUUAUAAACACUUAUCAAGAACGCAAACCACAGGUAACCCAGGCUCUGUGAUAGUACCACAGUACGGUUCCAGUAAAAUUACAGUGUUUGUAUGGGGUAAAAAUAUCAUCCUAAAAUUUCUAGGAAAUACUAAAUAAAGAUCAAUAAAACUUACUCUGCAGUUAAUUGUUGUUGUCCUUAUUGCUCCAACGAAGUUUCGUGAUAAUUUGCAGUAAUUUGUUUAAAUUCACUCUAUCUACAAUAAUAAUAUACAAGGUAGGAAACACGAGGUGCCAUUUUCGCCGACAUGCUCUCAUUCAACACAACUUUUUCCACGAAAUUCGAACUCCAACGGAAAAUAAACAUGCCAGGAUCGUAGAAAUAGGAUAGCAGCAGAUAUAGAAACCAAUGAAGCUUUCCCAGAUAGAGAAACGAAUCCCACAGACUUUGACAAACUCGAAGAAUAUAAUCCAAACAGACGGAGAAUAUGCUCGCCGAAGCAGCCGGGCCAGAUCAACACGCGGCCAAGAAAAUGAGGCCUGGUACUGUACAAAAAAAAAUCAUCCCCGCGGGAGUCCUGAGGUGACCUUUCUGGGCACUGAUACAUCAUUUGCCCAAAGCCACCCUACCCUGCUGGAAAAAUACUUAAUAGAAGGCAAGUAACAUUUUUCAACCACAAAUUUAUAAUGCGCGUAAUUAAGUGCACUUCCGUGUAUGAACUGUCACAUAGUAUAGCUAAAUGAUUGUGUCAAUAAAACUACCAGUAAUUGGCAGGGGAAAGUGAACCUUCAUUAUUUUUUUUAAAAUGAAUAUACCACUCCAUUCUAGGUUGACUUAAAAAUUCCGCUCUUGCCGUCCGACUCACGUAAGCGACCACGAAGCCUUUGCAUUUUGGGUGGUCGCUUACGGGAGGUUCGACUGUAUGUAUAUAAACAUCCUUUUAAAUUAUAAUUACUAUUUUUCCUUUAUUUCAGCCUGUUCACAGGGUACUUACAACGACGCAAAGGGGCUUAACUGUACCGGUGUGUAAUCAGUUAUUUUUUUUUCUUUUUUAUGAGCACUCUUCGUUCUGCUAUUUUAAUGUGAUUCCGAAAUCAUACUGGUCAUUCAACAUUUACGGCAAUGAUCAAUCAAUCAAUCAAUCAAUCAAUCAAUCAAUCAAUCAAUCAAUCAAUCAAUCAGUCAACCAACCAACCAACUCAGUAACCAACCAAUGAAUCGACCGAUGUGUAUACAAUUAGUCCAUUAAAAAAGUUAAUCAAUUGAAUCACUCAUGUCAAUAGUUUCGUACAUGUAAGAGGCGAAUCCUAAGAAUGAGCAAAAGAUUAAAGUUAUAAAUAAAAUAAAACAUUUUUUAACUUAAUUAUUGGCGGAACAAAAUCUCUUUAUUGUGUUUUUUCUUUUCUUUUCUUAUUUAGCCAUCCCAUCGCACCCGAGAAAUGUUGUUACACUUUUUGUUAACCAAACGUCAGCUACGAUAAACUGGAUGCCUCCUAAUAUAACUGGUGACCAAGUAUUCUACGAAGUCGAAUGUCAGCGCACUUGCGAAAUUGAUGGCGAGGACUGUACUAAAGAAAUCUGUGGUGUUGAUAACAAUGCAGGGUUCGUAUUUAUGAAUAAAAGUUACGCCACUACAAUGACGAUUCCGGGGACAACAGGUUUGCUUUCCCCGUUUACGAACUACACUUGCAAGAUCGUGGCUAAGAACAGAGUCAGUGAGGUAGCCGCAAGAAAACACAGGGUCGAAGCAACAAGCACCACAAUAACAUUCAAAACAAACGGAUCUGGUAAUUCAAUGGCCUUGUUUAAUUUUGAUAACAGAAAUCUAUAGGUUACUAGUGUAACCGUCACGUCUUUCUUUCUAGACUGUUAAUUGGUUGUAAAGAUAAUAAUUAAAGAUCAGAGUUAUUCUGAACGUUCGUAUGGGUAUACAGAUAUACGUGGAUUUGGAUAUCGGUGAAGGCCUAACGCAUAUUAACGGGGGGUGUCUUUUCACUAGAAAAAUUAGUCUCUUCGUAACAUAGAAGACACCUUGUAAGGCUCUCCCACGGUAUUCCAGUGGGCAGACUACCGCCUGUUGUACGUGGGGUACACAAUAGGAUCGAAUCCAAUUGGUUCCUCAUUUUGUUGCACUUUUUUCCUUAAACCUAAACGCUUAUUUUUAAUUCAGUGUGUAGAAAUAUGCUAAGGUUUAACCAUUCUUGUUGAUUGGCGUUUUUUAACUUAAAAAUGAAAGAUGGAAUCUUAGUCUCCUCUCCUAGAUUAUGCAUAUUGAAAGCGGAGGGAUGGGUUCUUAUGAUGUUACUAACGUGGGAUUCAUGAGGAAAAGAUACAAAAGAUGUCUCGUUGCUUCUUAAAGCUUCGUUUUAUCUUCCUCUUUUUUUUGUGAUGUCGCCUGUUAACAACUAUCCAUACUUGCGUUUUUCGUGACAGUUCCUGGCAGACCGGAAGUGUCUGUACGGCAAGCCGAAGAUGGUGCUAUCGUAUUGUCAUGGAAACUAAAAUGCAAAAAUGGCAUAAUAGAAAAAUACAUGGUGACGUACUUUGACGUGGAUGACACUUCUGACCAUGAAAGAUCGACAACCUCAGAGACAGAACAACGGAUUCAAAAAUUAAGUGCCGGAAAAACGUACCAGUUCCGGGUAAGUUGUUUUCUUUCUAACCAUCGCGCUGUAACAGAACCUGGAACUGAUUUACUGAAUAUUACUAUUGAUUUAUUGACGAACUGACAUCAUCAUCAUCAUCAUCAUCAGCAGCAGCAGCAGCAGAAGCAGCAGUAGCACAAGCAUCAAUAUCUCUUUUGAUACAUAUUGCGCCUGUCAAGCUUUGAACCGGCGACAUCUCGCUUGGCAGAUUGACGCUUAUCCAAUUGAGCUAAGCGGGCGGUGUUGGGUCGAACUCCUGACCGUCUGACUGGUUAUUUGUUUCAGGCUUUGACAGCCUUUGAACUAUUUGCGGCCUGGUUACUGACUGGGUAAGCUAUGGUGGCUACGUUCUUUUAAAGGCACGUCAAGUCAACCAAAUGUCUCAGCGAUUUGCUUUUUUGUAUUAUUUUUGUAGGUAACUGCCGUCAACAACUUCGGACAAGGGCUGUCUGGCGUUAAGACAUUUACAAUCCCAAACAGUUUUUCUGGUAAUGUUAAUUAUUCAACUUUUGUUGAAGUGACAUUGAAUCUGUUCAACUCACUUUUUAAAAAUAUUCUCGGCAACACAUUGAACAAAAUUUCCGGUCAUCAUCUACUUUUAGCGCUUUUAGGGUUUGGCGUUUGUCGAGGCUCGGGCCAAUUUGGAGGUCUGCUCUUACCUAUAAAGAGGAAAUAAAAACGGAAAUAUCCCCCCAGUUCUAGUAUUGCCGGUUGUAACAUUUCAAUUGUCAUUGUGCAGAGUUUCUUGUACCUCUAUUCUGGAGAUACGUUGAUGAAAGUGCUAAUUUCUAGUAAUCAAUGUCGUCAACGCUUUAAAUAAUUUAGGAAGUAGUCUAUCAACCAAGGACAAGAUGGUGAUUAUUGGCGCAGCAGGAGGAGGAGGCUUGCUGUUACUUAUCCUCAUUAUCGUCAUCGUUGUCGUCUUUCGCUUCAGAAGGUACUAAGUUUGUUGAUAAUUUCUAUAAGAAUUUUGUAAAGAUAAAUCUCUGAUUUUCCUUACUUCUUAGAACUUAACGUGAAGUCACAUGAUUACUGGAGUGUUACGGAAGCUUCUAUCUGCCUGUCACUCGCAUUGCCUAUCACUCCGCCAUUGGUCCAGUAGAUUCUGUGGAAUGCAAUUCUAUGGUUUCACUAACUGCAAUACCUCUUCAACAGCAUUUUCACAUGACCCUGUAUAUUUAUAGAUUUAUUUAUUUACAUUUUACGGUUUAUUUAUGUGCUAUGUGUUUUUCCCUCUUUUUUCCAUGGUGUGACCAAUAAAUUGAAACCGCUACGGACUCAGUUGCAUCGUGCCGCUUUUUUCUCUUAUUCUGCUUGGAGAAAUUUAAGAUUUUUAUUGAACUUUUAUUAAUUACGCUCAUGGUUAAAUUGUUUUAUGGGUGAUGAUCUCUUGUAGGGAGGAAAGUCUUUUUAAUGUUCCUCUUCUUGUUAUUUCAGGGGCAGUCGAAGAAAUGUAGAGAAGGAAUAUAUGCGUACUAUAGAGCAAGGUAUGAACAAAUUAAAUAGUUGCCCUUCCCCACGCGUUACAUCUUAUUCAGUAGGGAGACUUAAGAUUAAUGUUUACGCCAAAGGGCAGACGUCAGGUUCAAGUUCAGAAUUUCUCAGAAUAGAAAAUAAGCAGAUAAAAACUGUCCAGAACAAUUCUUAUGUAUAAAACUACUUAUUUUUUAGUUGAAGUAAUAAACAGUUAACGAUAAUAAAGGGAAAACUUGGUCACGUGGUUCAAAUUCAUGUUUGCCGUUUGGCGUAAACGUGAACCUUCAUCUCUCUAGUUAUUGAGUUUCACGUAUACGGCAAACCGUCAGAUUCAAGUUGAGAAUUUCUCAAAAUAGGAAACGAGCAGAUAAAAACAGCUCAAAAAAAUUCUUAUGGAUUAAAAAAAAAUGAACGGUAAACGAUGAAGUAGUAAGUGAACAGUAAACGGCAGGUAAAGGGGAAAGUUGGUCACGUGGUACAAAUUCGCGUUUGCCGUUUGACGUAAACGUGAUGCUUAACCUCUCUAAUUACUCUUACUCAGCUACUUAAAUCAACUUCCGUUCCAACAGGAACUGAUCUACAAUCAAUGGAUCAGCGACGUUAUAUCGACCCAGGAAACUACCUUGAUCUAAUGGAAUUGCUGUCAACGUUUACAACAGAAAUCGAAAGAAGUAAAACAAAGCUCGAUAGACUUAUUGGGCAAGGUAAGCAUUUUUUUUUUCUGCAUUUUGGAUGAGAUUUUUUUCUUGUUGGUUUGUUUAUUUCUUUUUUUAUAUAUAUACCCUAUGAUCGGAAGCUACAUAUUGAAAAUUGUAUCAAAAUGUGAACUGCAAGAAGGUUGAAAAAUCCGGCAGGUUAAUGCUUUCUUCCGUCUUUGUCCUGCAUCUCGCUAGUGAGUAGACCAUGUGGAUGUAAUAGUCUUGUGCAGCUGGUGCUCUUGCUUCAUAAAGCCGAUUUUACUUUUUGCUUGACUGCUGGUUAGUUUUCUCGCCUCCGAUCUUCUUCAAUUUCUUACAGAAAUUUAUUCUAUGAUAGUGAUAUGAUGUCAUACAUGUAUCUCUUUCCUCUAAACACGUUAUUUUAUUGUGAAUUUGCUUUUAGUGCCUCAGUAUGUGACUGCUGCUUGCGUGACACCUACACUGACCGUUAGCUGGAUUUUAUUCAGUCGAAUUUAGUCUCAUGCAAGCUCAGUUUAUCGACCGCCCUUGUAAAUAACCAGCUCAGUACGGAACUUAAAUAUUGUUACUUUCAAUAUGAAACACCUGGUGCCAAAAUGUUCUUUAUCAUUAUUCUUGGAAAGUCCCUUAAUAAUAGUAAGGUAUUUACUUACUGUUUGUUUCUUUUCUCUUGCUAGGGGAAUUUGCUGAUGUCUACAAGGGAACACUGCAAACUGCGAAAGGAAAAGAAAUCGUGGCAAUCAAAGUGUUGAGAGUGAGUAUAACAUUGGGCUAUUACUUUCUUGCCCAGAAAUUUAUGCAUGCCAUUGAUUGUGAGUACCUAUUUGACCCACAUUUGUCUAAUGUUUAGUUAAGCAAGUCAAAAGCGCCUAUUCCAAGGCCUUUACAUUCUAGAAUUUUUACUUCUCUAGUUGAUUUUCAGUUUAAGGUACUAUUUUUUUUGUGCGUUUAGCCCGGCUCAAACGAGAAGAACCAGAAAGAUUUCCUGUCAGAAGCAUCUAUCAUGGGCCAGUUUGAUCACCCAAAUGUGAUUGCGCUGAAAGGAGUUGUUACGCAAAGUAGGUCUGCAGUGAUUUUCAAGGCAACAAUGAAUGAUUUUGAGGGGCACUGAACAUUUGGGGAAAAGCCAAGAAAUUUUUAUUUCUUUCUUUCUGUGUGACGUUUUGCGCGGCAUGCCCCUGUGCUGUACUUUUAGCAAAAUGUUUCUCUGCUACAGUUUAAGACGGAAUCCACCAGGGCAUUUAGUAAUUUUGAUUUUUAGUGGACAAUAACGUAAAGCAUAAUGCAUUCUUUCUUACAUUUUUCAAAGGCUAAAGAUGUAAUAAAUCUGUAGUAAUACGAAAAAAAAAUUCUUAUGGGAGCCCGAGAAAAUGAAUGUCAAAUUUCACAAAAUUACAUCUGACACAUGAAAUUUUUAGAAUUUCACCCGUAUAACCACAAUUCUUGUGGAAAAGUUACUUUGGUGUUACUACAGAUGAUUUAUUACAUCUUUAGCUCUUGAAAAAUGUAAAAAAGACUGCAGUAUGCUUUAAACUAUUCUGGUACAAGAUGGUUUUCCACUGAAAACUAAAAUUACUCAAUUUCCUGAUGGAUUCCUAUUAACCCUUUAGGCCUAAUAUUCCCAUAAAAAUUCUCUACAAUGAUCUCCAUAGAUUCCUUAAAGAAUGGUUGACAGAAUUUAAUAAAAGGUUAAAGCAUUCUCCAUAUGGUGAUCAUUUUGCUGAUUAUCAUAACGUUUCUUUUGGUUAUGUGUUGAUAUUAUUUGGAGAAAAUUGAUGUUACCCACACUUAGGAGUUCAAAGGUUAACCUUGUGACACGCUUCUCCCAGUCUUACUGAGAUGCUGCGUGUGAGGAAUUUUGCAAGGUCAACUCUCGACCUUAAUUGUUUGCAAAUUAUAGCGUGGACACACGACCUUUUCUUUUCUUGUUUUUUUUUUUUUUUGAAGUUGCUUUAAGAUGCUUCCUACAUUCUUACACAAUACAUCUCUCUCAUUUUAGGUAGACCAAUGAUGAUACUAACAGAGUUUCUCGAGAGUGGUUCAUUGGAUAAUUUUUUGAAAGUACGUUUUAUGACUAGUAUGUUCAUAAUUUUCAUGGAAUGACGUUAACUCUCAAGGACACCGCAUUUUUAAAGCUGCGUUAUAGCGAAGCCGAAACUUGUUUGUCUGUAUUCAGUAACUUUAUUUAUUCAUUUAUUUCUGAUUAUCAAAUGUUUUAACUUCUUCCUGUGACUUUACGUUUUGCUGUUUUUACUUAUGCCAUAAGUGUCUUUCGAUUUUGUUUAGCUAUCAGAUUUUCUGCAAAUUGUUACAGACUAGUAUUGCAGUUAUUAAAUAUGUUGCAUCUUUAUUUGUCCAUAGGGUCGCAAUGGCCAAAUUUCCGCUAUUCAGUUGUUGGGAAUGGCUAGAGGCGUGGCAAAUGGAAUGGUCUAUCUUUCAGAGAUGAACUUUAUUCACCGGGUAGGCAAACUAACGCAAAUCCUUUACAUGUGGAAACUAUUCCUGAGGGAUAGAAGAAGGGCCGAUUAUUAGAAAACCAGCUGAAUGACGGAUGAAGGGACACCCCUGCUCUGUUAUUUGAUCUACAUAAGGAUAGCCGGGUCUCAACGUUAGGCUUGUGAGCAAAAUGGAAAUAGAAUAAGGUUAAGCGUUGCGUCAUGUUCCUCAGUUACUUCAAAACCUUGGAAAUUGGACUUUCCUCAGGGCAGAGAGCCCCCGGCAUCCUGCCCUGCAGACCAGCGCUAUAUCAUCAGAGAAAACCCUGCCAUGAUUACUAAUUUGCAAAAGGACUGGAAAGCAGUCGUAUCGACCACAUUUCUCUUUCGCCAAGACCAUUCCCUCCCCUGAUUUUUUUCUGCUUUAGACCAAACCAUAAUAAAUGAUGGGUUCUCUUCUUAACUUUUUGUUAUAAAGCAGCUAUAGUUACAUAUUUUCACCCACUUGUCCUUCGUGCUGAUUUCUUUUACACCAGGACCUCGCCGCUCGUAACAUUCUUGUUGGUGAGAAUAUGUCUUGUAAAGUAUCUGAUUUUGGCCUUUCAAGGGAACUGGCUGAUGACAAGCCUGAUUCAGAAUAUGAGACACAGGUAAAACAAUUUGAUCUUCGUUUUGUGUUUCGCGGACUUAAGCAGCCUUUUGAUUCUUUGCUGGACCUUUAACAUUUCCAUUCCCAGAGGACAUUUUGUAAAAAAGCGGUUCUCACCUUUUUAAAUAGUUUCUAAAUAAAAUCCAGCGGUAUUAUAUUUUAAAUGAAUUUUCUUUUCCUGUAGUUUAACAUGGUACAAUUUGUUUUUCGGCAUUUAACAAAAUGAAUUUUGGAGGCUGUAUCGAAUUCGAAGCUUAUUUGUAAAUUGCCAUAAAAUGACUGUGCGGCUUUCAUUUCUUUUAGGGAGGCAAAAUUCCAGUGCGCUGGACCGCACCGGAAGCUCUUCAGCACCGGAAGUUCAGCUCAGCAAGUGAUGUGUGGAGUUAUGGUAUCCUUCUCUGGGAGAUAAUGUCAUUCGCCGAGAGACCAUACUGGGACUGGAACAACUAUGAUGUGAGUGUCAAAUGAGAUUAAGGGUUUCACUGAAGAUGGGACAAAUUGAUUGGAUUUCCAUGACAGGAAACCCAAGUCAAUUGAUCUAUCUUCAUUACAAUAAUUUUUGACAGACAACCGGUUCAGUUCAACCUCUAACCUUGUGUGACAAAACUUCUUAUUAUUUUUACUUAUAACCCUUCAGUAUAACCCCUACAGCCGAAAAAAUAGUCUCCCUACUCUUGUAUGGUACUGGGGCGCUUGAGUGCUGAAGCAUAAACUUUUUUAAUUUUCUUGGGUUUCAAAGUAAUAUAUAUUUUUUAUUUAUAUAUUAUUAUUAUUAUUAUUAUUAUUAUUAUUAUUAUUAUUAUUAUUAUUAUUAUCAUCAUCAUCAUUAGCAUUAUUAUAUUUAUUACUAUUACUAUUACUAUUACUAUUAUUGUUUUUUGUUCGUUUUCGUUUGUUUUUUUCUUUGUACUUAAGGUAUGGGCCAUGUUUACUUAGGAUUGUUUUUAUAAUGAAGAAAAUGAUUCUUGUCGUUGACUCUCUUGAUUGGUGAUAUUACUGUAAUAAACCAACAGUGUUUGCCUUAUUUACAAGAUUUUUUUUUUCUUUUUUUUUUUUUUAAUUGGAGAAAUGCCAUCUUUCCUAUCCCGGUGGAGAAAAAAAUAAAACCCAUCCGAACUUUUUUGGUUUGCUUUUACUUUCACAAAGGUGAUUGGCCGAGUGGAAACGGGAUAUCGCCUUCCACCUCCCACGGUAAGUUUUGUUGGGGUUGUUGUUGCUUAGUUACGGUAUGUACCUGUUUUUACCGGACAUUGACUUAUGGAAAUAUCAAUUGACAGGCGAAUAUUUGUUUACAUUUAGUGCCUUAUUAGCAUAUGCCAUUUCUUCUCUGAUGGAACUAUGAAAGAAACUCUCUGAAUAUCGAAAGAGCAUAACAAUUUCAGUUAUCUGUGAAAAUCUGAGGCCGAUAUACCGAAUAGUUUCGUUUUUGCCACUCAGCAAUUUUGCAGUUUUUGAUGGUUGCUGUUUUACAAUGAUAAUUAUAAUAAUUAUUAUUAUUAUUAUUUAUUUGUUAUUGUUUGCAAAGCAUUGCACAAAUUUCUCAAAUAAACCAACUCUUUCAACUUAAUGAAUAUAUAUUUUUGGUGCAUACGGCGACACCUUUUAUGGGUCAGCUCAUAUGCUAAUAAGGAAAACAAUGACGUCAGCAAAGAUUCGUCUAUUCGUUGGUGACUGGAAAUUUUUAGCUCCCACCAAAAAUGUAAAGGCAUGAUUGCACCCAGCAAAACUUGUCGCAAGCAAUUGCCAACUUAAAUGUUCUGCCAAGCAAAGUAAUAAUAACCACUGUUUGAACGUAACAAUAUUCCGAAUAAAAUCUGCUAACACUGACAAAGAGAAUGCCGAUCGACGUACAGUCAUAUUCAAAGUCCUUAUUCGCCAUUUUUGUUUUUUUCGUGUUAUUAAAUCGCUUCUCAAUUCACAAGUGAACUGAAUCAAUCCAGUGGUGAAUAUUAAUAUUAGAAUUGAGACAGGUCAAUCCUAAUCAUUUGAAUAACUCAAAUUUUUCAUAGCGGUUCGAGUUAGUAGUGGUUUUAUAUAUACGAGCCUUAAAAUAUUAGAAUUGUUUUUAAAAUUAUACUGUGAUAUUGGAAUUGGUAUGAUUGUUAUGUUGCUGCAAUAUAAUUGUAAGGAAUUUAAAGAUAUUAACCAGAGUACACAAGCAUGUAAUGCAUGUAAUUCGAGUUCCCCAGCAAGAAUCGAUGGAAAGUUCCUUGACUAAGCGCAGGCCUAUGCCCUAUCAUAUAGUCACUCGCCCGUAAUUCAGUGAAUAGUUAGAGCGUCCAACCGGUGAUUGAAAGGUCGUGCAUUGGAUUCUUUUGCUUGUUCUAAUUCCAGCAACAACUACAAAACAACAAUAACUUAAAAUGAUAUGUCUUGUUUUCUAGUUGUAAAUUUCUUUUUCGUAUUUGUUGUUGUUGUUGUUGCUUAGGGUUGUCCAAAAGUUGUCCACGGAUUAAUGCUGGAAUGUUGGGAAGCCGACAAGAACAAGAGACCCAAAUUUGCAGAAAUCGUCCGUCGCUUAGAUGAAUUGUUCCGUUUCCCUGAAGUUUUAAAUGAUGACUUAUUGGCUGUGAAAGCAACGUAAGUUUUUUCUUAAAACAAGUAGUUAAAUUUAAUGUAUGUUAUUAGAUUUUUUGAAAGUAAAUUGCAGUAUUCAACAUGCACAACUAGAUAUAUAAAGUGUUCUUACACAAUUGGCCAGCAUCUAUGCAAGAUUAUUAGUAAGAACCAUAGAAGGCUUUUACACAGGACUUCUUUGGGACAACAAUGUGACCGUCGUUUUAUAGUGUUAGGACUGGGACGUCAUCCGUAGCCAAGGCACAUAAAAAGUAGUUCCACAACUUAUAAACCAUGGAGAUUAACCAGAAAAGUAAUUGAAGCCUAUGUACUGUUUUCUUUCAGGUCAGAAAAACCUGAUGUUCCACAGUUCCGGUCUGUUCACGAGUGGCUGAAAUUCAUCAACAUGGACAAGUAUUCAGAAGUUUUCAAAGCUGCAAAUAUCAAGAGCCUCCAAAAAGUUAUUCGGCUGGACGAUACGAAAUUAAAAGGCAUGGGAAUUACCCUGAUUGGACAUAGGAAUAAGAUGCUCAAGAGCAUAAGAUCCAUGAAAUCACAAUUUGUUAACAGGGCACUGGACGACGAUGAAGCUGCAAUAUAG
This is a messenger RNA of Porites evermanni, 18317 nucleotides long. NCBI's taxonomy places the organism in Eukaryota, Metazoa, Cnidaria, Anthozoa, Scleractinia, Poritidae. The record is from the annotation of a GenBank genome assembly.